AAAGAAAGUAGUAAACAUCUAUUGAAAACUUGAGAAAAAACAGGUGAUGAUGAAUUUACUGUGAUUCAAACAGUAUGUUGCUAUAGAUUCCAGUUUAUUUUUAAUUUAAACUGUACCACUUUAGGGUUGCUUCAAGGAAACGUCCUAAUAGUUAUACGCAUAUCUUUAUAUUUUUAGAAUAAGUGUGUGAAAAAUGGAAGAAAAUAUGUCAGAUAAUGACACAGACAGCAAAGAUGAUUGCGAUAACACUCAACCAAACAGAAAUUCAAAACGUAUAAAAAUUCAGUUCAACUUGAAUUCUGGUGAAGGAACAUCCAAUAGUACUGAGCAGGACAACACUGCUAGUGCAAGUACCAGUAAUGGGGAUAGUUCCCCUAGCCACAGAACCAGAACAAAAAGUUAUAGGAAUAGAAACUAUCGGAACACCAAUAGAGAGGAUUCCAGUGCAAGUGCCAACGAAAGUGGUGAAGAUGAAGCUGUGUCAGAGGAAGAAAAUAACACAGAAUCAAAUUUAUCUUUUGUUGAAUAUUCUUCAAGUCCAGAAAGUACAUCCACUGUAAUUCGAGAAACAGACACAGACUCUGAGGCUGAAGAACCACCAGUUUUGAAGAAGACAAAACCAAAACAUACAUGGUAUGUAGUGCCUGAAGUUAUCAAACGCCAGCUUGGCUACAGUUCGAAGUUACAUAGUGCUGAGUUAUUCAGGAACCAGUGUUAUGGUUCCUUGCAUAGUGUUCAACGCUUAGAGCUGAUGUAUAAACUAGAGGAACAUUUUGGCUGUGUUAAUAGCUUGAACUUUUAUCCAGAUGGAUCUCUCUUAGCAAGCGGUUCCGAUGAUUUGUUUGUGGUGGUGUGGGACUGGAAAGUAGGAAAAUGUCUAUUGAAAUAUAAAACAAAGCAUCUAUCGAACGUCUUCCAAAGCAAAUUUUUACAUUUGUGUGGUGAUUUACAUAUUGCCACCUGCUCAAGAGAUGGACAGGUUAGAGUGGCUCGAUUAUCAAGGGAGGGUGGUGUUAGAGAAAACAGAAAAAUUGGUAGUCAUAAAUCUGCUUGUCACAAGCUGGCAGUGUUGCCAGAUCAACCUCAUAUCAUAUUGAGUGCUGGGGAAGAUGGUUAUGUCCUUAGCCAUGACGUAAGGAAGACUAAAUCAGAUCACAUAACUACUGUAAAGAGGGAUAAUAAACCAGUACCAUUGUAUAGCAUUCACGGACAUCCUCUUAGAACACAUGAAUUUUGUGUUGGGGGACAAGAUAUUAAAGUUAGGGUUUAUGAUCAAAGAAAAUCAUCUACACCACUUCAUAUCUAUAAUCCUUUCAAAAGCGAACCAAGUCCAUACCUUAGUGGCCUCCACAUAACGUCAGCCAUGUAUAAUUACAAUGGGGAUGAAAUUCUAGCCUCUUAUAAUGAUGGAGACAUCUAUCUUUUCAAUUCAGAAUCUAUACCAGGCGAAUAUGUUCAUAAAUAUGAAGGACACAAGAAUGGUGCUACAAUCAAAGGGGUUAAUUUCUUUGGCCCAAAAUCGGAAUUUAUUGUCAGUGGUUCCGACUGUGGAAAUAUCUUUUUCUGGGAGAAGAAUACGGAAGCUAUCGUACAAUGCAUGCUUGGAGAUGAUAGUGGUGUUGUGAACUGUUUGGAGCCCCAUCCAAAACUUCCAUACAUAUGUACUAGUGGACUGGAUUGGGACGUCAAAGUUUGGGUGCCUUCAUGUGAGACUGAACCAUCAUUAGAGAAAUUACCGGAAAUUGUAAAGACAAACAAAAAAAAUAGGUUUUCUAGUUUAGGAUUGGCCUCGGAUGCACCUGUCCUCUGGAUGUUAUGGCAACACCUUAGGAGAAGUAGUAGAACACUUAGGAGAGAACUAAGAGGAAUGAAUUUUGGCCCUGAUGAUUUGGGUUUGAGCAGUGGUAGCGAUAAUGAUGAGGACAUGAAUGAUACGAAUGAUGAAGAUAUGAAUGAUACUAAUGAGGAGGAAGAUGAUGAUGAAGAUGAAGAUGAUGAGAGAUCAUUCGAUUUUACAUCAGAGUGUACAACUUCGUAAUCUUAUACUAUUAAAGAGGCAUCAAAUCUAUUGUUUGAAGAUUUACAAAGUUUCUUUGAUUUCUUAGUGUAUUCAUGUUAUUUAUAGUUUAUGAAGGAAUGCUGUUGAUAUUUUAUCUAAUAAAUAUUAUUAACUAA
This is a messenger RNA of Coccinella septempunctata (seven-spotted ladybird), 2175 nucleotides long. RefSeq names its product DDB1- and CUL4-associated factor 8. The transcript is spliced from 8 exons. Gene Ontology annotation, cellular component: cytoplasm; Cul4-RING E3 ubiquitin ligase complex. The coding region runs from base 194 to 2038 and encodes 614 amino acids. Gene Ontology annotation, molecular function: protein binding. The record is from RefSeq and is a predicted model, not a curated record. NCBI's taxonomy places the organism in Eukaryota, Metazoa, Arthropoda, Insecta, Coleoptera, Coccinellidae.